Molecule: messenger RNA, 255 nt
Organism: Sphenostylis stenocarpa
Lineage: Eukaryota; Viridiplantae; Streptophyta; Magnoliopsida; Fabales; Fabaceae
Source: the annotation of a GenBank genome assembly
AUGCACGAGUCCUAUCUUACCAGGAUAAAUGGGAAGGAAGGAAGAUCAGAAGUUCAGAAACACUUUGUGUUACAUGAAGAGGAGAAAUGGUACGCAACUCUUCAAAAAAAGCAGUUUGAAUACAUCCAAAUUGGGACCAUGGGAGUGAGAGAAGCGAGUCAUGUUGAUUUGGUAGAAUUGCCCACUGAAAGGAAUGAAGCAUUCAAAAGAAUGGUCCAGAAAAGCGGCAUAGGUGAAGGCGAGGGCCCCACGUAA